This is a messenger RNA of Hyphopichia burtonii NRRL Y-1933, 399 nucleotides long. RefSeq lists its product as uncharacterized. The record is from RefSeq and is a predicted model, not a curated record. The transcript has a single exon. NCBI's taxonomy places the organism in Eukaryota, Fungi, Ascomycota, Pichiomycetes, Serinales, Debaryomycetaceae. Bases 58 to 303 code for a protein of 81 amino acids.
CUUAAACAUAUUUCGUUUCACCUGGACAAAAGCUACUACAAUUGUUCAUUAGAUACAAUGUCUGUCGAAUACCCGGCAUAUGUUGACGGUAAACCUCCAGUUCUCACUCUUUCACAAUACGAUUUGGCCUCGUGGGCUCCUUCUACUUGUGUUGACAGAAGAGAUGGUGGUUAUUACAUAGUUGUUACUGAAAAGCCAGAUACUGUUGUUGCUAAGGUUGAUGAUAAUGAUAAAGAUACUUUGGAUGCAAUUUUCCAAAGUGCUCAUGCUGAUUAUUCCAAUCAGCUUAAUGAACAGAAGUAAAGCAGCUAAAGUUUAGUUAAGAUUGUAUAUUUUUACAAUAAAUCAAUUUUUUGUUUAACUAAAUGAAAUGUAAAUGCAAUUGGUAUAUAAAACGUC